CUUAGAGACAGUGAGGCCGCAAGAAGCGGAGAAGACAGGAGAGAUCAUCUGUAAACAUGGCGAGCAGUCAAAGGCCACCAUCAGCUCGUCCCAUCUCAAGGGGAGGCGUCGGCUCAAUUCCAAAUAGACCUCCAACUGGAAUGAGAGUUCCACCCACAGCAGGCAGACUUCCAACUGGUAUGCCACCUGGCACUGCCAGACCUGGUACACGUGGUGGGCCACAGGGUGCAAGUGGAGUGCUUUCAGCACAGAUAAGGGUAGCAGACCGACCUGUUACUCAGCAAGGCUUGAGUGGAAUGAAAACUGGAAUGAAAGGUCCUCAGAGACAGAUUAUGGACAAAUCCUACUUUCUUGGGCUGCUUCGGAGUAAAGUGAAUGAGCUUACAACAGAAAUGACAAAGCUGAAGAAAGAGAUUGAUACGUACAAUCAAGAGAACUCCGUAUAUCUGUCAUAUGAGAAAAGGGCCGAAGCACUUGCUAUUGAAAUUAAGGAACAGCAGGGACAGCUAGCAGACUACAACAUGCUGGUUGACAAACUGAAUACAAACACAGAUAUGGAAGAAGUUCUGAAUGAAUAUAAUAUGCUGAAAUCUCAGAAUGAUCGAGAAUCCCAGAGUAUAGAUAUUAUUUUCACAGAGCGACAAGCGAAAGAAGAUCUUAUCCGAGGCGUGGAGGAGGACAUUGAACGUGAGAAGCGAGCAGCCGAAAACAUUAUAAAAAAUAUGUCAGAGGAGAAACAGGCUGUUUACUUUUCCACAAAAGCAAAGAAUGAGCAACUUCUAAAGGAGUUAGAGAUUCAACAGGAAGAACUUGACUCAUUGGCUGAAAAGGAGGCGGCUUUGGAGGCUGAAAUUGCACAUUCCCAUAUUAAACAGGAGGCGGUACUGCUUUAUGAGAAGCUGCACAAUUUGGAGGCUCGUCGGGACCAAGCUAUUGCAGAAGACAAGGGCAUGGGAACUCCACAAGAAGAGAGGGAGAAAUUAUUAAAACAGGUCAAAGAAGAUAAUCAAGAGAUAGCAAGCAUGGAGCGACAGUUAACAGAUAUAAAGGAAAGGGCUAAGCAACUCAGCGAAGAACUGGGAAGGCUGGAUAUGGACUUGGAAGAGCACCAGGGAGAAAAGAAGCAAAAGUACAAAGAGCUUAAGAAAAAAGAGGAAAACUUGGACAACUUUUUUUCCACUUUUGAAGAAAAUAAGAACCAGGAAAUGGAACGCAAGUCAGAGAUAGAAACAAACAUUGUCACACUACUGGAACACUCAAGCAGAAAUCUAAAUCGAAUGAAACAAAUCUCCUCUGUCACCGCUCAAGAACUUAGAAUCAUGCAAGAAGAUCUUAGUUUUAAGGAAACUGAAAUGCACAAGUCACAGAGCACGUCGAAGAAUUUGACAGGCGAGAGCCAGCGUUUACAACAAGAUCUUCAGAAAGUAGAGCAGCUGGAAUCCAAGAUAAACAGUGAGCUGACAUCCCUUAAGGAGAAAAUACAGCAAAUGUCUGAAGGAUUAAAGACGUACAGUGAUUUGGAUGCCCUUAGAGCCUCUGCAGAAGAAAAGAAAAAGAAACUUCAAGAAGAUAGGAUCAUUUUAAACAAACGCAGAGAUACUUUUAAGAAGAUCAAUGUGCAGCAGAAUUCUGAAAAUGAAAAACUGAAAUCACAGCUACAGGACAAUGAAACUCACUCUCAGCUCACAAACUUGGAAAGAAAAUGGCAGCAGCAUGAACAAAAUAACUUUGUAAUGAAAGAAUUUAUAGCAACAAAGAGCCAGGAAAGUGACUACAAGCAAGUGAUGAAGAAUGUAACUAAACAGAUUGCAGAGUACAAUAAAGUCCUCAUAGAUGUACUGCAGAACUCCAGGAACUGAACCAUCCAGCUCUUCCUUCCUGCACACCAGCAUGUUCAGCACAUUGGCAGAGUGAUCGGUGUCUUCUUCAAUUACAACUGUAACAGCUCAACCUCAGAUGUUUUACACGUGUUUAGUAAU
Nanorana parkeri is the source of this 1979-nucleotide messenger RNA. It is a transcript of the gene IFT74, whose product is annotated as intraflagellar transport 74. Gene Ontology annotation, biological process: cilium assembly; intraciliary transport involved in cilium assembly. Gene Ontology annotation, cellular component: intraciliary transport particle B; centrosome; cilium. The transcript has 20 exons. The record is from RefSeq and is a predicted model, not a curated record. Bases 57 to 1859 code for a protein of 600 amino acids. Gene Ontology annotation, molecular function: beta-tubulin binding. NCBI's taxonomy places the organism in Eukaryota, Metazoa, Chordata, Amphibia, Anura, Dicroglossidae.